Messenger RNA from Lytechinus pictus (painted urchin), 2992 nucleotides. RefSeq names its product kinetochore protein NDC80 homolog. Gene Ontology annotation, cellular component: Ndc80 complex. The record is from RefSeq and is a predicted model, not a curated record. The coding region runs from base 93 to 1982 and encodes 629 amino acids. Gene Ontology annotation, biological process: attachment of mitotic spindle microtubules to kinetochore. NCBI's taxonomy places the organism in Eukaryota, Metazoa, Echinodermata, Echinoidea, Temnopleuroida, Toxopneustidae. The transcript is spliced from 17 exons.
GCACGCCCUCAACGGCAUUGAAUUGUUUGACCGCUCAAUUUCAAACGAGAAAAAAAACAAGGUUUGGCUGGGAAAAAGAUCAAUCAAUCAUCAUGCAUCGUCAGAGUGCAGGCAGGGCGUCCAUUUCCUCCUCAGGGAACAGAAGAUCUUCUGUGGGUCCUCUCAGGGUCAAACACGACAAUGCUGCUGCUUCAACAAGCCGAGCUGCAGGUAAUGGGUUCAUGCGUCGGUCAUCGGGUGCAGGGGCCGCAGGACCCCGCAAGUCCACCGCCCCAAAAUCCAACUUUGGCUUCAGCAACACUAGAAGGCCUUCCAGUGGCUAUGGGCGUUCCAACAUGUCAAGAGAGGUACUUCGGGAAUCACGUCCAAUCAGUGACAAGUCUUACAUGCAAAAAGAAAUCAGGAGGAUCAUAGAUUUCUUACAGGAACAUGGUUUUUCACAUCCCAUUUCUGUGAAGCAGUUGAUGUCUCCAACAACCAAAGAUUUUGUCCGAGUCUUCCAGUUCCUCUACAACUUCCUAGAUGAGGACUAUGUUGUUGGCCCGAAGAUUGACGAGGAGAUUCCAGCAAAAUUCAAAGAACUGAAAUAUCCUUUCACCAUCUCCAAGAGCUCCAUGUGCACCCUUGGUAGUUCUCAUGCAUGGCCUCAUGUCCUGGCUGCUCUUCACUGGCUCUGUGACUUCAUCCAGUAUGCCAUGAACACAAGGGUAUCUGAGAUACUGUUCACUGAUGAAGAUGUUCCUGGUUGUCUCGAUGAACAAGCUUACUCAGAGAUGCACUUUGACUACUUAGAGAAUACUUAUGCUGAGUACAUGAAUGGACAAGAUCAGUAUGAUGUGCAUGAGAGGAAACUCAGGGAAGCUAUCCAGAUGAGCAAAGGUGGAGAUAUCAACAUGGACAAUCUGGUAGCAGAGGAAGAACGACUGAAAGCAGAGUUACAAGAAUUGGAACAACAGCAGAGUCGCAUUCCAAACCUUCAAGAGCAGAUGAAGGCAAAGACCAUUGAUUGUGAGAGGUUCUCUAACUACCUUGUCAGUCUGAGAGAACACAAGAAGACUCACGAACUCAAGAUGCAGGAAAUUGAUCUUCAUCUAGGACAAAUGGAGCUGGAGGAGUCUGAGCUUGACGGGUCGAUCGCUCGUCUGGAGUACCAGUUGGAGCAUCAGGAGCUAUCAGCGAAGGACGUGGAGCGCAUGCAAACGGAGCUCCGCCAGGCUAACUCCAGUCUGGAUCAGGUGGAGAGGGAGAAUCAGGCCCUGGACCAGGAGAUUUGGGCCGAGGAACGAAGCAUCGCAAAGAAGCAAGAGGAGCUUGAGAGGAAAGUGAAUGCUUACAACAGCCUUGCUCGUAAGCUGAAGCUGAUCCCGGCCGAUGCAGAGAAUGCCCACGGUAUCGACUACGAGCUCCGUCUCAACUUUCAUUCCAUCUACACUCAACAUUCGCCCAUGUUGGACUUUGUCAGUACAAUAAAGCCUGCAUUGAUACAACUGAAGAAGAACAUCAAUGGCGAAGUUCAUAAGCUCCACAGUCAGAGAUUGAAUGAAGAGGAGGCUCUUGAUCAGGUGAAAGAGAUGACAGAAGGAAAGAGAGAAGAGAUCAGAAAGCUGGAAUCUCAAGUUCAGCGACUAGAGAAAGAUGUCAAUGCAUUCAAGGAGAAAACUCGUGACGAAACUCAAGCGAUGACGGAUCGUCUUGCUGACAUUGAAAAGGAGAAGGAGAUGGCUAGGGCAUCAGGUAGCACAGACGUAGCUCAGACACAGGAACAAGUCAGACAAAUGCAGUCCAGAUAUGAAGAAGGCUGCCAAACCAUGCAGAUGGAGAGAGAGAAUUACGAUAAGUUCCUCACGCAAGUGUGUACAAUGAUUCUGGAACACAAGGCUAAAAUACAGAAUCAUGUCAGACAUCUUCAAGAGGAAGCUCACAAUCACCUUGAAGUCAUCAGAAGUAUGGAGAUUCCUCAACAUCCAAACCCAUCGACGUAAGGUCACCAAGAGAAGAUUAAAUGCUGUUCAUAGCUGAUGAAGCCAACAUCCGUCAUUUAUUGUUGAAUAUUUGGGUACUCCAUCGUGAGAUUAAGUUGAAUGAUUAGAUUGAAAUGUGAUCAAUCAAUUUGUUUAAAUUAAAAUAAGAAAUGACAUCGAAAACAGCAAAAAUAUGGGAUUUUGCUAAUUUUCAUCCAACUCUGCAAACCCGUAGCCAGGGGGUUUUCGGUCGAAUCCCUAAAAUUAUCUAUACCAAGAGAAUAUUACAUGAGGAUGAAGAAAAGAGAAGAGAACCGAUCAAACCCCCUAAUUGGAAACCCUGGCUUUGGGGCUGCUUUAUAUGUGUUUUUUAGCUUGAUCACAUGGUAGAUUAUCCCAUUUAAAGACAACAAGUUGUUUCUUUUUUUGUUGGGGGAGGGGGAGACUUAAUUUCAGUCAAUUUUGUAAACCUAGACAGCACUGGAGAAGCUGUAGCUAAGUGGUCUAAAGGCCACCGCACACCUUACGACUGUUCGUGAUCUGAUUUUGGAACAAAUCGCAUUUUGCUCAUUUUCUGAAAAUGUGAAUGGAACAUAUCAUUUUAUUUGAGGUUAAAAUUGAAAGAAUACUAAUAUAACCAUUUUGUAAGAUUGUUAGCCUUUAUUUUGGAGUAAAGGCCAAAUUAGUUUCAAAUCGUAGCCAAUCGUACGACUGCUAUGACGUCAUUACGACUAGAUAUUUAAUUUGCUUUUAUCAAAUGUCUGGCAUAGUCAAAGAUUUGAACAUAGGUAUUCGUACAAUGAUUUAGAACAUUACACAGUAAGAUAUUCCAAGUCUCAAUAUUAGAAUCAAAUUCUACUAUGUUUUAUUCCAAAAUUGAGUCGCAGACCAAUCGUAAGGUGUGCGGUCGCCUUAAGGCGUCUGAUAAGACACACGAGGGCUGGGCUUUGAUCCUGGACCAUAGCACCUAUGCCCUUGAGAAAGGCUUUCAAUCAUCGGUUCUAUUUUAUCCUAAUAGAAAUAAAUGGAAA